Molecule: messenger RNA, 1365 nt
Organism: Rubroshorea leprosula
Lineage: Eukaryota; Viridiplantae; Streptophyta; Magnoliopsida; Malvales; Dipterocarpaceae
Source: the annotation of a GenBank genome assembly
AGACGAGCCCACAGUUUCGUCGCCUGAAAGCGCCCGCCGUUUGAGCUUGCAUCAUUUUUCACAAAAACCAACUCCCCCGAUCAAAGUUUCAGAAGGCUACUCUCUACUCUGCACCUAACUCUCCCUCUGAAAGCGAUUACAGGAGACAUGGAUUCUGUGUUUGGGAACGUCGUUCAAGCUCCCGAAGAUCCUAUUUUAGGGGUAACUGUUGCUUAUAACAAGGAUCCCAGCCCAAUCAAGUUGAAUUUGGGCGUGGGUGCGUACAGGACUGAGCAUACCAUAUACAUUCCGCAGCCAACCUGGGGAAACCACCCAAAAGUUUUCAUGAUGGCUGGGUUAUCUGUGAAGUCAUACCGCUACUAUGAUCCAGCAACUCGUGGGCUGGAUUUCCAAGGUUUGCUAGAGGAUCUUGGUGCAGCACCUUCAGGAGCCAUAGUGCUUCUUCAUGCAUGUGCUCACAACCCAACUGGUGUGGAUCCAACUGUUGAGCAAUGGAAGCAGAUAAGGCAAUUGCUAAGAUCAAAAGGGCAUUUGCCUUUUUUUGACAGUGCUUAUCAGGGAUUUGCAAGUGGUAGCCUUGAUGCUGAUGCACAGUCUGUGCGCAUGUUUGUUGCAGAUGGUGGUGAAUGCCUUACAGCUCAAAGUUUUGCAAAAAACAUGGGACUUUAUGGGGAGCGUGUUGGUGCACUAAGCAUUGUCUGCAAGACAGCAGAUGUUGCAACAAAGGUUGAGAGCCAAUUGAAGCUUGUCAUUAGGCCUAUGUACUCUAGCCCACCUAUUCAUGGUGCAUCUAUUGUGGCCACCAUUCUCAAGGACAGUGACAUGUAUAAUGAGUGGAAGGUUGAACUGAAAGCAAUGGCAGAUCGGAUUAUUAGCAUGCGCCAUCAGCUGUUUGAUGCUUUAAGUGCUAAAGGCACUCCAGGUGACUGGAGUCACAUUAUCAAGCAGAUUGGAAUGUUUACUUUCACAGGACUGAACGGUGAUCAAGUUGCCUUCAUGACCAAAGAGUAUCACAUUUACAUGACAUCUGAUGGGAGGAUUAGUAUGGCAGGUCUUAACUCUAAGAAAGUCCCUCAUCUUGCAGAUGCUAUACAUGCUGCAGUCACCCGUACCUCUUAGUCAGAUUACAUAAAGCAAGGACUUUUGUAUUUUAUAGUCUGCCUUGGCAUGACAGUUUUUGCACUUCUCCUCAGGAACUUGGAAUUUAAAUGCCAGUUUGUUUAACAUAUUUUAUGCUUUUAACUCAUGUUUUUUAUAUAAAGAACUUGCCUUCAUCAAUACUAUUGACCGUUUCCUUGUUUGCCUGUUUGCCUGUUUGGUCUAAGCUAAUUUCAUAGAUUCUGUGAAUAGAUCAUUUGGAGAAUU